GCCUAAGCAGUGUCGUGUCCAACAUGUUACGGCAAUGACCGAGGCCGCGUGCUUUUGACAGACGAACCCAUGGCAGAAGCACGACCUCCGUUGUCAUGCGCCUACUUUGGGACCAAGGAAGAGCUAUUGUUUAUAUAUCUUCUGGUUCCUGCAAGAUGCUGGUCCACUGUGCAUUGCAGAUUUUCAUUCUUUUCUCCAGUAUAAUUUAUAUUCUUACGACCAGGGCAAGACCCUGCAGGAAGCUCAUAUUAUAAACGUCGAAACUAUGGGUUACGGCGGAUCUUUGACCCUUUUAAAUGGGUCACCUUUCGACUGGACGCUGAGCGGCCAACAUGCAUAUCAGAUGGAUACCUGGAGCUGGCCGACGAUAAGCGCAGGCAAAGCGGCAAAAGUCCAGGUCACAUUUGGAACGAAGGGACAUACUGGUGAUGACGCUGGUGAAGCAUAUUACAAGCUCGCUGGAACAUCCAAUACGUUCCAGGUCCAGGCUCGUAAACCAUCGGGUUAUAAAUUAACGAUUAACCUAGAUGGGAUGUCAACAAAGACCAGUCAGAAAGGAUCCAACAUCGAUCUAGGCUUUAGACACGAUGCUGCGGUGAACUUCAUCGUAUCACAGGAUGAGGCUGGGCAGUUUUGGUCGAAUACCGGAACUACGACAGACUGGAUGCAGCAGGGGUUGGGCUCUCUCGGGAACAGAACACUCAAACAGAUAUGUAUGCCUGGAUCUCAUGAUGCUGGAAUGAGCACCUACAAACCAGGGACAAUUGGUGCAAACUUUGCGAAUACACAAGCACAAUAUCUCGACCUUUAUCAACAGCUCAUGACAGGAUCACGUUACUUCGACCUACGACCUGUCAUCUCAAAUGGGCAAUGGGUGUCUGGACAUUAUUCUGAAGUCGAAGGAGUGUGGUUGGGUGGUAAUGGUCAGUCGUUGUCGGAUAUGGUCAAACAAAUCAAUGAUUUCACCUCUCAGUACAAGGAACUCAUUAUCAUCAAUCUAAGCCACACCCUUGACACGGACAAUGACUACAAGAACCUCUCCCAGGAUCAGUGGAACAAGCUGUUCGACACGCUCAAAGGCAUCAACAAUCGACAUGCCGUCAGUAAUCCAGGCAAGACAGACUUUACCAACACAGUCCUAAGAGAGUUCAUACAAGACCGCGCCUCCGUCUUCAUCUUCGCACAACUUCCAAAUGGCAUCUCCCUUGGUGAUUAUGCCAAUCAAGGCUUCUUCAUGCAGGACAACUUUCCUAUAUUUGACUCGUACUCAAACUCUAACAACGCUGGAACCAUGGAAAAGGACCAGCUCCAGAAAGUCAAAGACAACCGGAAUCUCGUAGCAGACGCCGGCCAACGUAAAGACAGAUUUCACAUACUCUCCUGGACCCUGACACAGCAGCCGGAAGACGUCCUAAACCCAGACAAAGCCAUCAUGAACCUCGGAGCAUCCGUCUUUGAUGACCUGAUCAGCAAUGCUUACAACUCCUUUACCCCACAAUCCUUCCCGAACGUGCUUUUCGUCGACGCGCUAGGCAUACGAGACAAGCCUGUCAUUUUUCCGUUUGACAAACCGGUGUCUGUGGGAACGAAUUUUGACAUCGCUGCACUCGCCAUCGCAGUCAACAACGGCAUGGCGGGCCGUAAUAGUUACAUCACUGGAAGAACAUGAGACGCUGGCCAAACUAGAUUUGUUUUCCUCGUUUCGAUCACCCUAUAUCUAAUAAUUGAAUUAAAGACUUUCUCUUCAACGAAAAGUGUGUCGUAUUCGGGAAUGCAUGAUGCAAGACCAAGGUUUUUCCCUGAGUUGUUGAUGCAUCGCUGUCGCUGGACCCGACACGGUCCGGCUCAGCGAAGGGGAAGCGCGCGAUGACCUUCUCACACUGCACUCUAUAGGUGGUGACGAAGUCG
Lindgomyces ingoldianus is the source of this 1908-nucleotide messenger RNA. RefSeq names its product PLC-like phosphodiesterase. Lineage: Eukaryota; Fungi; Ascomycota; Dothideomycetes; Pleosporales; Lindgomycetaceae. Gene Ontology annotation, biological process: lipid metabolic process. Gene Ontology annotation, molecular function: phosphoric diester hydrolase activity. The record is from RefSeq and is a predicted model, not a curated record. The transcript is spliced from 4 exons. Bases 266 to 1669 code for a protein of 467 amino acids.